AUGAUAGAUGAGAAAAAAGUUGAAGACUUAAAACAGUUUGUGACUCUUUGUCAAGAAAAUCCCUCAAUUUUGUUGAAACCCGAAUUGGGGUUCUUUAAAAAGUUCAUUGAAAGUUUUGGAGGUAAGGUUAAUAAAGACAAAGAAUUUUUUGAGAAAAGUGCAAGUGAUGAAAGUACAGAAGAAAAAUCAGAUGAAGAAGAAGAAGCUGAAGAAG
Molecule: messenger RNA, 214 nt
Organism: Plasmodium reichenowi
Lineage: Eukaryota; Apicomplexa; Aconoidasida; Haemosporida; Plasmodiidae
Product: Hsc70-interacting protein, putative
Exons: 2
Molecular function (GO): Hsp70 protein binding; protein dimerization activity
Source: RefSeq, a predicted model, not a curated record